GCGGAAGUCAGCUGACUGGGCAACGUAACAGACAUGGCGCAAGUUACAUCGCUGUUCUGUGCCUGUCUGGUCGUGUUGGCUCCGGGCUUGGUGCUGCCGGAUGAUUCCUACCGCAGACAGGUCACCUUCGAGUACAAUCCAGGACGGAACAGUUCAGUGGGAGCCCCCUCUGCCACUGUGCCCAACGUGCUCCACAUCCGGGCUGUGGGUCCCAGCGACACCAUCCACUAUCUGUGGAGCUCGCUUGGAGCCCCUACCAUCCUGCAGGUCUACAGCAGCAGCCCCAACAGCACCCUGCACAUCAACUGGACCCAGCUGGAGCUCCAGGAUCCCACCGAUGCUGUGCGUGUUGAACCUGCCGAGGCCGUGGUCUAUUCCACGGCCGUUAUUUUCUCUCGGCUCCUGGAGUACAAAGAUGUGAAUGACACAGCUGACCUGUCCCGGGCUCCGGCCGAAGACUUCUACCCCCCCUACCAGCUGCAGGACUUCUCCUGGGACGAUGCCAACGCCACCCUGAACCAGAGCACGCUAACCGCCCAGCUCCGGGGUCGCAACGCAACCAGCCAGCUCUUCGCCAAUGGCAGCAUCACCUUCCGGAUUGCAGCGUUUGAGGACUCUGGUCGUGACAGCAACCUCCCUCGCCUCCUGCACACGGCCAACAGCUCGAAAAUGGAGUUCAUUAUCAAGGGACUCCAGCCUCGUGGCAAUCAGUCGCGGUUUGGCCUGGAGCUGAUGGUGUUGGAGGAAGAGGGGACCCAGCGGCAGAUAAGGCUCAGAAGAACCAUCGAUGACGAGUACACGCCCAGCAUUUUCAAGGUGGCGGAGCUGCUGGGGGUGACGGGGAACGGCAGCAGGGUGAGCAGCUUCCUGCAGUGGAAGCCGGUGGCAUACGGCUCCCCGCAGGCCCUGCGCGCCGAUUCCAUGCAGUCCCGGGACUACGGACUGCAGCCGGGACACAAGCAGAGCCUCCCCACAGCCAGCCUCGCCUUCGCCUUCCCCGGCACCACGCCGGGUCAUCGCGCACGGCUCUCCGCCCUCAACGUCUCCUUCGGCAGCCCCGGCGAGAGGCUGUACCCCGUGCACCAGUACAUCAGCUGGUCAGUGCUGAUUGGACACGGUGAGCCGCCGGAGGACAGGUUCUCGGUGCUGGUGAUCGCUGUCAUGGCAGUGGGACUGGGACUGCCCGCCCUGCUGCUGAUGCUGGGGGGAGUGUAUGUGUGUGUCGCCCGCAGGAGGAGAGCAGCCACUGGGUACCAGCCCAUUAACUGAGCACAGCUGCUACUGGGGACAUCCUGCUUCAUCCCUUCCCAAGCCCUUGUCCACCUCCAUCUGGGACCCUCACCAGGGGCUAGGGAUCUUGCCCUACAACAGUAGGGAUCGGGAGAGGUGUGGGAGGGCAUCAGUGUUUUAAUCUGUCUAAAGUAAAAUGUUUGUCUUGUGGGAGAUGGUGUAGAGGGAGCUUCACCCUGUGUCUGAGCCCGGGAGUGUGUGAUGGGACGGUGCGGGGGGAGCCUCACCCUGUGUCUGACCCCGGGAGUGUGUGACGGGACGGUGCGGAGGGAGCCUCACCCUGUGUCUGACCCUGGGAGUGUGUGACGGGACGGUGCGGGGGGAGCUUCACCCUGUGUCUUGCCUGUGCUGUCCCUGCCCCGGGAGGGUUGUUUUGCUGUUUAAGUGGGAAAUGGCCCCUGUCUGUGGACCUGCUCUUAAUUUAACCCUGCUGUAAUGGAGACCAGACACAAUCUGUUGAACAGAACUUUGGUACGAAACUUUGUGACUGUGCCCCAACUUUGGAUCCAAACUAAUCUCAUGCUGCCUGCUGACUGAACAGUGGUUGAAGUGAUGUCUGGGCACCUGCUCUGUCUAUUAGAUGUGUUUCCAGCCUCUCCCUUCCACAGUGUGACACUCGGCAUCUCCUGGUUUCUGCUUAAGCUGCAGGUGGUGGGUCAUUUCUCGUUGGGUUUGAGGGAUAGACAUUGACAGCACAGGUCCGGGGUAACUCCUGUACUGCAGCACCUUGCUGAGGGGGCCUCAGAUUUAAUUCUCUCCCCCCCCCCCCCCCCCCCCCCCCCAAAUUGCUCUGCCCCCUUGGUGCCCAAAUGGACCAUUAUCAUUCCCCACUCUCAGUUUACCCUGACUCUGCCCAGUGCAAACUGCCCUCAAAGCUUCUGCUCCCCUCCACACCCCCACCCUCCAGUUCCCACCCCUCAACCCUGUAAAGUUCCACUGCUCCCUGUCCCAACCAGCACUGUCCCCUUCACCUGCUGUGACCCAGAUGGUCUCCCCAUCUCUGUGAACCACCCUCCAGUCCAGUAACCCUUCCCCACUGACGUGGCCUCCCCAGUUCCAGCCUCGUUCUCUCUCUUGCACUGCUGGAGCUCUGGAAUUUCCUUUCUAAUCCUCACCACCUCAGUUUGUUUCCCACGAAGUCCCCCUGCCUGUGUUACCACCAGCUGAGGGUCUAGGCUUAUUGUCACGUGCUGGUUUAUGGAGGCAAAGCUCUCUGCAUUUGAAGAGAGCAGGGUGCCAGUGCAGGUCCCAGUGAACAGGAUUGUCUCCAAAAGUAAAAACAGCAAAUUGUCAAUACUUUAUUACAAAACUUACACAAUUUCAGAACUUGCACACAUUUGGCUGUCAUGAUGCAAAGCUACUUGUUAUAAAAAAUACUUUCCUCUCUG
Pristis pectinata (smalltooth sawfish) is the source of this 2678-nucleotide messenger RNA. RefSeq names its product glycosylated lysosomal membrane protein (gene glmp). Bases 34 to 1269 code for a protein of 411 amino acids. The record is from RefSeq and is a predicted model, not a curated record. The transcript is spliced from 6 exons. Gene Ontology annotation, cellular component: lysosome. NCBI's taxonomy places the organism in Eukaryota, Metazoa, Chordata, Chondrichthyes, Rhinopristiformes, Pristidae.